Molecule: messenger RNA, 3213 nt
Organism: Leptidea sinapis
Lineage: Eukaryota; Metazoa; Arthropoda; Insecta; Lepidoptera; Pieridae
Product: A disintegrin and metalloproteinase with thrombospondin motifs 9-like
Exons: 17
Coding region: 287-2746 (819 amino acids)
Biological process (GO): extracellular matrix organization
Cellular component (GO): extracellular matrix
Molecular function (GO): metalloendopeptidase activity
Source: RefSeq, a predicted model, not a curated record
GGUGUAGUUCGGACGUGUAACCGGUUCACACGCGGCAAACAGAUACACACGCGGUAAUUCCGUAUAGCUCGCCUAUUGAAACAACAUUGGUAUUACCACGUCUUAAAGUACGUUUUCCAGUGUAUGUGUGGAUGAUUUUCAGUGAUUUAAUUAUGAGAUUAGCAGAUAUGGACUGACUAUCAAACAAUGAAAAUGACUGAACGCGGAGUGACGUAAAGAUAACAGUGAAAGUUGAAUGUUAUAUUUUAUUAGUCAGUGAAGUGUUAGUGCGUUGGAACCAAUCAAUAUGUGGAAGAUUAGUGUAAUGUUUUCUGUUUCAAUAGUGAUUACUCUGAUGUGGCUAGCGGGUACGCGGGCGCAACCGAGCACAGACACGGGAAUAGCGCAAUCUCACCAGACGACUGUAUCAAAUGUGACCAACAAGUAUGCUUGGAGUAGCUGGGGCUCAUGGGGAGUCUGCUCCAAGACGUGUGGAGGAGGAGUUGCGGUCCAAGAACGACAAUGUCUGCCCAGAGACCCUACCAGAUGGCGUCGUAGCAGAAAGAGAAGAAAACUAUUGAGGAGUACAGACCGCCUCCGCCGUUCCCGCGAUGUAGGGAAUAACCCACACUGUUCUGGGCUGGCGCGGCGAUAUCACGAAUGUAAUACUGAUCCAUGCCCGGGGCCCCUGCGGGACUCCAGAGCUGAGCAAUGUGCGGCGUUUGACCGAAGACCAUUCCGGGGACGAUUCUACACUUGGGUGCCAUAUGUUGACGGUAACUCUCCCUGCACGCUGAACUGUCGACCGCGCGGUCAGCAGUUCUACGCGUCACUGGCACUGGUCGGAGACGGGACACCAUGCACUAGGCCCGGGUUCAGAGCCAUCUGUGUGCAAGGAGCUUGUAAGGUCGUUGGGCGCGAGGGAGUGCUGGCUUCCACCGCAACGCGGGAUAUGCAUUGCGGAAGACGACUGGUUUCUGGUCUGUUCUCCCGACCUCGACUCCCACUUGGCUAUUCUUAUGUCACAACCGUGCCCAAUGGGGCCUGCCGUUUGAACGUCACCGAAAUUGUCUCCAGCGAAAAUUAUAUUGCUUUGAGAGUUUUAAACGGUUCAUAUAUUGUGAAUGGAGAUUUUGCUGUUAGUGCUCCGGGCUCGUACGAAGCCGCUGGAGCAAGGUUCAUAUAUUCUCGCUCGGGUGAAUUAGACAAUAUAUUUGCUAUGGGACCUAUACAUCAAGCGAUCGACAUUAUGGUUCUUUAUACACAACCUCGUCCAAAUAUUAAAUAUGAAUACCUUACUGAUUCAUUGCCAGAUGAAAACAGUAAUGAUAUUCCGACUGAAACUAGUCCAAUUGUACAUCAUACAAUGCAAAGACACCAUCGUCAUCAUAAUGCUGAGUCACAUACUCGAGCUAUAGAAAAAUCAGAGCCUAAACUGUCUCGAUAUCCUGAUCACAAAUCAAAUGAAGCCCGAUAUCAAAAUGAGCUAGAGAGCAAUGUAAUUGGUGAUAGAGAAUUUAUUUGGAAAAUUAUAUCCUACACGCAAUGUUCAAGAACGUGUGGCGGCGGCCUUCAGAUUGGUAAAUUCAAAUGUGUUGAAAUAGGAGGCAAAGUUGAUAGAGAAGUAUCUCCCGCUCAUUGUACUGGUUCUCCGCCUUCUGCAAAGCGGAGAAGAUGUGGAGCGAUACCAUGUCCGCCUCGUUGGAGAGCAGCUGCUUGGGGUCCAUGUCCUGUUUGUGGACCAGCCCAUAGGACUAGGAUAGUUGGAUGUGUACAAGACCAUGCUAGGGGUAUUACAAAGAUAAGUGACCAGAAAUGUCCCCUUCCUAUGCCUCCAAAUAGCGAACCAUGCGAUAUUCCGAACUGUGAUGGCUCUGCGAUCUCAAAUACACCUCGACUCGAUGCAAGACGACAAGUUCGACCGAAAGACCAUACGGAAACAUUCCGCGAAGGACCAAUAAUAUCUCUAGCGACAAAUGUAUCGGAUAAUGACGUCAGUCCUUCGUCGGGACCAUCAUACACCUUCACGGGAGCCGGUGGAUGGUUAUACACAGAAUGGUCAGAGUGUGUGGGGUGGUGUGUCGGCGGCGGCGUCCAGAGCCGCGGGGUGCGCUGCGCGGAGCCGGCCGGCUGUGAGGGCCGCCGGCCGCCGCGACACUCACAGGCGUGUGCCGUCAGGACGCAGUGUGACUCGAGCGCUCAGUGGUUUACUGGUGACUGGUCUGCAUGCUCAGCACCUUGCAGUGGUCGACAGAUUCGUGGUGUAGUUUGCAUCAGCGGAAACGGCAGACGACUUCGUGAUGCAUCAUGCAGAGCUCCCAAGCCUGACACCGAGAAAGCAUGUGGGGGUACCUGUGCACCCUCCUGGUACCUGAGUGACUGGAGUGAAUGCACGGGCCCCUGUGAAGCUGGUAUUCAAACCAGGACCGUGUGGUGCGCCAAGGACGGCGUCGAUGGAGCUGAAGGUGCAGCCAGAGACUCUGAGUGUCCAGGAGUCAGACCUGCCGCCAGACGAUCUUGUGUUCCACCAAGAUGUACCUCUCGACCCGUUGUCAACCCACCAACUGUUAUCAACAAUGUUUCAAAUGAUUCUCAGCAACGUGUCACAAGGCACCAAAGUCCGAAAAUUCAAAACGUUAAGCAAAGAACAUUGAAUGACGGUCCGUGCGUGGACAAGCUGACCAACUGCCAGCUGGCUGUUCAAGCGAGACUGUGUCACUACCACUACUACGGAGGCAACUGUUGCCAUUCCUGCCGUGGACGAUAAUUUCCCUAAAUUAUGGGUGCCGCUUCAUGAAGACAGGAAAGGCUCACUCAUUGUUAUGUGGUACUUGUCAUUCGAACAUUUGUAGUGUAGUGGUUGAUGUGGUCAGUGCUUCACCCAGUAAUAAUAUAAUUCACUCGGUAAAUCAUUACAACUUUCAUUAAGAUGGUUGAACAUAGUAAAUACAAGUAGAAUUGCUAAUAACUUCAAUUGGGACCGCUUGACAAAUGAGUCAAUGUUAUAUAAUACAGUGACUAAAUGUAAAACAAAAGUAAAAAAGUAUCACUUGAUGCUAAUUCUAGAUAAGAUGUAUUCUUGAAUUAUAUUUAAAAUCUUGGUGAAGGAAUUAUCACGUCUUUGAACCCCGUAGGUAUUAUAUUUAAAUUGCGAUUUAUAAUUAAUUAUAAAGAUAAUGAUUAUGAAAUAACACAUGCGAAUAAACUUUACGAUGAAAUAAAGAGUGACAAGAA